CAACUUCGCUUUGGGUAGAGUGUCAAGACACCAACAAGGCAGCACCUCGUGUGAGGUACUGGCGCGCGCGCCCAAGCCUACUCGUCGUAUUGUUGUUGUACCUGUGUCGGCAGUCGGAAAGUACGAGUGCAAACAGUAAAUCAGCGCGAGGGGCAGCAGAACGGGCAUCGAACGACUGCUGCCGAGGGCGCUCUUGGCGUUUGGUCAGCGGAGGCACAGGCACGAUGUCCACCGCGGCGCCGGUGGUGCCGGAGAACCCGGUGGCAUCAUCACCCCCCUCCGUGAAGGCGGAUGGGGAUAGGACGUCUUCUGUGGCCAGCAAUUGCGGUGUCGGCGGACACACGGCGGAUGCCAGCGGCAAGUCUAACGGGCAACGGCCGGAGUCUGCGAGCAGCGCCAGCCAGCAGCACAAAAAGAGACGAGUUAUCGAGGACGACGACGAUGACGACGAUGACAACGACCCCCCGCCCGGCCACAAGCAACGUUUUGCCGCGGCGUCGCCGGCCGAUGCAGGCGGCGGCGGCGGCGGGGGGGGCGGGGGCAACGGUAGCCUGGCUGGUGCCAAGAAGGCAAGCGGGAUGAACGGCAGUUCUCCGUCGCACUCCGGAGACCGACAGCACACGGAAAAGAGGAAGAUUGUCGCGGGGCCACCUAGCAAGGGAGGAGGGGGGACGACAGCGGGGCUUGGCUCGCCGGCGGGAUCUUCGAAGCACCCUGCAAGCGGAGGCAAUGACGACAACGAGGACGAGGAUGACGACACUCCGAUCGCGUUGAUAAUGAAGAAGCCUCAGGCACCCGGUGCCGGCUCUAGCGAGAUUACCGGCAGCAAGGGCAGCGCCAACAACAUAGUCCCCAACAAGAUUGGUGGCUCUAAGAACGGCACGAAGAGCGGUGACGGGUCGUCCAAGCCAGCCUUCACGAUCCCGAAGCGAGAGGGCCUUUCCCAGCGGGCCCCCUCCUCAACCGGCAGCGGCAACAAGAAGAAGGUCGGCUCGUCCUCGUCUUCUCCCCGGCCCUCGGAGGCUGGCAGUAGCAGCAGCAAGGCUGGCGGCGGCAGCAGCGGCAGCAGCAGCAUGCGCCGUGACAACAGAAAGCACGACUACGACGACGACGACGACUUCGAGCAGAAGCCGCCCAAGAAAAAGCGGCCGGAGGACUUCACCAGGGACCCGGCCAAGGUCGCCAGGAAACGCAAGCUGCAGGAGGAGGAAGAGAGGAGGAUCAAGGAGGAGGCGCGCGAAAAGAAGCGGCGGAAUUUGCAAGGCUCUUCUUCCGCCAGGGCCAAGGCCAAAGUCAAGCCAGAGCCGAGCGGCCGCGGAGGCGCCGCCGGCCAGUCGAGGGCGCCGCCGCCGCGAACCAAGGCGCAGGCAAAGGACAAGGCGCCGAAGAAGCCCAAGAAGCUGACUCGCGCGGAGAAGAUCGAGAAGGCGAUGAAGGUCUACAUGUGGUGGGAGGAGCCCGCGCACGAGCCGGGCAAGCAGUGGGACUCGCUCGAGCACAACGGCGCCCACUUCGCCCCGGAGUACAAGCCGCACGGCGUCAAGCUCAAGUACGACGGCAAGGAGGUGAACCUGACGACCCAGCAGGAAGAAGUCGCGACUUUCUACGCCAGCAUGCCCCUCGACGGCCCUCAGCUGGCGGAGCAGGGCAAGGUGUUCAACAAGAACUUUUUCACAGACUUUAAGGCCGUCCUAGGGAAGGGGCACUUCAUCAAGGACUUCAAGCUGCUCGACUUCUCGGCCAUCCGUGCCCACCUGGACAUCACCAAGCAGAUCAAGCGCGCCGCCACGGACGGGGAGAAGGCCGCUGCCAAGACGGUCAAGGAGGAGCUCGUGCACAAGUACAGCUACGCCAUCGUUGACGGCCACCUGGAGAAGGUGGGUAACUACAACGUCGAGCCUCCCGGCCUGUUCCGCGGGCGAGGGGAGCACCCCAAGACGGGCAAGCUCAAGGCGCGCGUCACGGCCUCCGACAUCGCCAUCAACUGCGCCGAGGGGGUUUGCGUCCCGCGGUGUGACAUGCCCGGGUACGCCUGGCAGUCCGUGCAGCACAACCCGUCGGCGACGUGGCUGUCCAAGUGGGACGGCCUGCUAGUGGGCACGAAGUACAUGAUGCUGGCUGCCAGCUCGUCGUUCAAGGGCAAGAGCGAUAUGGCCAAGUACGACAAGGCCAUGAAGCUCAAGGGCUUCAUCGAGAGGAUCCGGACGGACUACAUAAAGAAGCUCAGCAGCUCCGACAGGCGCACCAAGCAGAUCGCGACCGCGGUGUGGAUCAUCGACAAGCUGGCCCUCCGUGUGGGCGGCGAGAAGGGCCAGGACGAGGCGGACACGGUGGGCUGCUGCUCCCUCCGGACGGAGCACCUUACCUUCCACGCCACGAACAACGAGAUCGACCUCGAGUUCCUGGGUAAGGACUCAAUGCUCUUCAAGGAGACUAUCGACUUCGACAGGUACGGCGAUGUCGGCCGGCGGGUGUUCAAGAACCUGCAGGCGUUCUGCAAAGGCAAGCGCCAGUCCGAAGAAGUUUUCGACUACCUGGACCCGAGCAUCCUGAACCUGCACCUUCAGUCGCUCAUGCCGGGCCUCACGGCGAAGGUGUUCCGUACCUACAACGCCUCCGACACCCUACAGCAGAAACUCCCUAGUGAAGCCGCCCUUGCCGGGCUGUCUGUAGCGGAGAAGGUGGCUCAAUACAACCUAGCCAACAGGGAGGUGGCUAUUUUGUGCAAUCACCAGAGGACCGUCAGCUCGGCGCAGAAGGAAGGUCUCGAGAAGCAGCGCGACCGCCUCGCGAUGUUAACCAAGCAGAAGCAGGAGCUGAAGCAGAUGCUGAGAACCAUCAAGAGCGGAAAGGGGUCGGUGCCGCUAAGAUCGAACGACAAGUCCCAGGAAGAAAGUGCCGCCAGGGCCCUCGAGAAGGCUGAGAAGGCCAAAGCCAACGCGAAGACCGACGAAGAGAAGGUGGCGACGAUGAAGACUGGCGAGACUGCGAAGGCCACACGGAAAGCGGCGCAACAGGCUAACCAGGAGGCGAUGUACCUGUUUGCCAAGAACCCCAGCGCGGAGAGUGUGGAGGGGCGAAUCAAGAACUGGGGCGACAAGAUCAAGAAGCUUCAGCAUUCGGUGUUUUUGGCGAGUCCACAGCGAAACUAGAGCUGUAGGCUUGACUGAAUGAAUACCGUUCGUUCGUGAGAGAGAUAAGAGAGUCGAGAUGAAGCAUGUUCACGAAAAAUGAAAAAUAUGUUUCGAAGUGGAAUUCCACGUCUUUUGCAACACGUGCGUCGGAUGUGGUAUCGUGUUUGUUGAGUACCCUUGUUGUGUACCUUGAGUGCGUUUGGCACAGGCAACAGUCGUCGCAGCUUGAGUCAGGACACUCCUCGUUCCUGUGUUUUAUGUCUCUCGCAGUUUCCCAGCCGCUCGGGAAAACUGCUGCUCGGUAUAGACUUAACUAACAUCAUGUCGAAAGCCUGAGACUCAAGAGUUCAACCAUGGUUCAACCAUGGUUGCACUCUAAAAGCAAGACUUUUUUUUUCGGUGCACCAGUUGGCGACCGCCUGGAGACUUUUUUUUCGCCGGCUGUUGCCCGCUGCAGCGGGUCAGUCUCUGGAUCACAGCGCCCCUGUCGCGAGCUCGAAACUCCGAAGGCGAGCAGAGUUACAGCACGGCGGUGAAGUACGACUAAAUCUCCUGCAUCCGGGCGCGUCUGCGGUAGGGACUGUCACCUCAAAGAAUCACGCAGCUCAUUGGACGAGCUUGUGGAGAACGCCAACUCAUAAACCAUGACCGACCACCACGUUCAACCGUUGUUGUUACAUGUAGUAGCACCGACGGCGGAUUGUACUGUAAUUGUGGGCGUGGUGUCGACUAGAUAUCGACAGACUGCUGCUGUCGUCACCUUCUCCACGUAAGCAAUGCCAGCUGAAGUAAUUGCUUCCAAGUCCUCACGUGCAUCGUGUAUCUUCACGUACGUGCACACGGCAACGUAUAAUAUAUGCCUGAAAUAU
Messenger RNA from Ectocarpus sp. CCAP 1310/34, 4003 nucleotides. The record is from the annotation of a GenBank genome assembly. NCBI's taxonomy places the organism in Eukaryota, Phaeophyceae, Ectocarpales, Ectocarpaceae.